Electrophorus electricus (electric eel) is the source of this 1775-nucleotide messenger RNA. RefSeq names its product nuclear factor of kappa light polypeptide gene enhancer in B-cells inhibitor, alpha b (gene nfkbiab). The record is from RefSeq and is a predicted model, not a curated record. NCBI's taxonomy places the organism in Eukaryota, Metazoa, Chordata, Actinopteri, Gymnotiformes, Gymnotidae. Gene Ontology annotation, biological process: cellular response to tumor necrosis factor; toll-like receptor 4 signaling pathway. Gene Ontology annotation, cellular component: cytosol. Gene Ontology annotation, molecular function: NF-kappaB binding.
ACGCUCGCGCAUCCGUGCGCCGAUCACCAGUAGGUCAGACUUCCGAAACAAGAUGGAGUUUUAUCAAAGCAGCGGGACCAGCUCCGUGGAUUACGGCGUUGACGAUCGCGGACCCAAAUCUGGGAAAGCGCCGUCCAGCAACGAAGAUCGCCUCGACAGCGGGUUGGAUUCCCUUAAAGAAGACGAGUACGCGGAGGUGGCGCGUGACAUCGGGCGACUGCGCGUGGACUGCGCUCCCCGAGCGCGUGAGGAGUGCUGCGAGCCGUGGAAACAUGAAGUUACCGAGGACGGAGACACGUUUCUACACCUCGCCAUUAUUCACGAAGCCCAAGACGCUGCAGUGAGGAUAAUUGAAAUGUCAGUCAGUGACCCCUUUCUCAACAAGCAAAACUACCAAAGACAGACAGCGUUACACCUGGCCGUGGUGACUGAGCAGCCACUAGUGGUGGAGAGGCUGUUGGAGGCGGGCUGUGACCCCACGUUAGUGGAUAACAACGGCAACACAGCCCUCCACAUAGCCUGCAGAACAGGCUCCCUUUCCUGCUUUAGCCUCCUCACCCAGAACUGCCAAGAGCAUCUCCCGGCCGUCCUGCACACUCCCAACUACAGUGGUCAGAAAUGCUUACACCUGGUUUCCAUCCAUGGUUAUCUCUCAUUGGUGGAGAACCUUAUCUCCCUUGGCGCAGAUAUCAAUGCACAGGAGCAGUGUAAUGGCAGGACGGCUCUCCACCUGGCGGUGGACCUGCAGAACUCUGAGCUGGUGAGGCUCCUGGUGAACAGAGGGGCCGACGUGAACAGCGUGACGUACGGGGGUCAUACAGCGUACCACCUGACUUACGGGCGUCAGAACACUGACAUUCAGAAGAUCCUGUUCGAUCUUACUGCGAACGACCUCCGAGAGCUCCCAGAUAGUGAGUCUGAGGACAGCGAAGAUGACUACAAGGAUGAAGAGCUGUCUGAUGAAGAGAUAUAUGAUGAUAUAAAAAUGAUGGGGCAGAAAUAGGGAAGUGGUCGGUGGUUUGGAGAGUUCCAGUGUGAAGCCGAGCAGAGAAUCAUGUUCUCCUAGUAACAGCAACCAGGAGCAAGGUGGUCACAUGAACACAGGUCUCUUGGGAAUCAAGCCCCCACUGGGAGAAGGCCAGAGUCGCCAUGCCAACAAGAGAUGGGAAAGCUGUUUAAGCAUGUCAGGCAGAAAGGGCCAGAGAACACUAGAGCGGGCAGAUGCCCUGUUGGCACUUCACAACAGACUGAAAUGCCUGCAGAAGUGCUUACCUGCAGCGCUGUUGUACUAAGGUGUUACCUAUUUUGUAUAGAGACAGAUCUAUUUUUAUAAUGUAAAUGUGUACAGACAUUUGAGAAUAAAUAAAACUAAAUAGUUUUUCUUUUGUGGGGCAAUCCCAAAAGGUUGCAGUAAAUUAAAACCAUGAAAAGCGCAAUACGUGGUGUUCCUAUUUACUUCUGUCUGGGGCGGAAUGGGGUGUGCAUGCUUUUCUUGUGGUUGAGAAGAGUUUGUAAUAGAAGGGUUUGUAAUAGGAACCUUAUACUCAGGCUUCCAUCAGCUGAGUACACUGGAAUUUCCUGAAAAGGCAGGGGGGGCAGUUACUCAGACUAGACGGGCAAUGCUGAAAAUUCCCCAUUAGAGUCAUAGCUUCCCGGAUUCCAACCAUAGAAGCCUUCAUGGAACUGUAUGGAGCUGUUCUUUGAAUGUGAAUGUGACAAAUUAUUAGUCAACCAUUUUCCCAUAGCUAUAGAAAAUAAACAGAAUUGUUCCACCA